Molecule: messenger RNA, 825 nt
Organism: Miscanthus lutarioriparius
Lineage: Eukaryota; Viridiplantae; Streptophyta; Magnoliopsida; Poales; Poaceae
Source: the annotation of a GenBank genome assembly
AUGGCCAUAUGGUGCAGAGCAGCACCGGUGAGGGACGAGGAGCUGGAGAACAAGGAUGACUGCGUGUGCGUGGGGAUGCGGAGCACGCCGUCGACCGUGGUUGAGAUCACCGGGACCGUGAAGGAGGACAAGGACGACGCCGCGGGCAUGUGGAUCCGCGGCCGGCGGCGGAGGGGCUGGAGCAGCACGGUGAGGGGCGAGGGGCAGGAGGACGGAUCCUACUGCGCCGAACGACGCCUUGGCCGCCGCCUCUUCGUGCCGUCCUUCUUCCUGCUCCGCCUCGCGGCCUCCAGCGUGCGCACGAGCUCGACGACGUCGGGCGAGCACUUGCAGCCGAGGCCGUCCCCGAACAGUGCCCCUAAUCCGAGCCUCGUGUCGACGAUGGUGGCCACCUGCUCGAACCGCACGCUCCUGUUGCCCCCACCCCUCGCUGCGGCCGCGGCGACCUUGGCAUCGGCCGCGGGGCACGGCGACAGCGGGUACACGUCCGGGGCGCGACGACCGGUACUGACGCACGUGCGAGGCCGGCUCGAUGUGGCGGCGGCGGCACCACGCUUGCGCGAGGCUGGCUUGGCGCGGCUGCGGCGCAGGCGGCCGACGCGGCUACGGCAACGGCAACGGAGAGGACAUCGGUGGGUGAGAGAGCGCGAGUGCGAGGUGACUCAAACUUGGGCUUGUGCGCUAAAGGGGGCCAGGUCGCAGAGAAACGGAGGUGGUUUUCGUUUCCUGGAGCCACCCUUUUGGCUGCUUUUUGAAGCGUAUGAGCCGGACUGGGGAGCGGGCCAAGGACGUCAAACACGGCAAGUUGGCCACCUUAUCAAAUAG